CUGGUCAUUCAUGCUGGCGGCGACAAGCGACCCGCUUUUCUCCCGCUGUUUGGCCCUGCAGACGUGCCGUAGCCUCUGACGUCACUUCAGAGCGACAAGUAACAAUGGGUCAAAGCCAGAGUGGAGGCCACGGUCCAGGGGGAGGCAAGAAGGAUGACAAGGAUAAGAAAAAGAAGUAUGAGCCUCCCAUUCCCACCAGAGUUGGCAAGAAAAAGAAGAAGACCAAGGGACCAGAUGCCGCUAGCAAACUACCAUUGGUCACUCCUCACACUCAGUGCCGCCUAAAGCUGCUGAAGCAGGAGCGGAUCAAAGAUUACCUACUGAUGGAGGAGGAGUUCAUCAGGAACCAGGAGCAGAUGAAGCCUUUGGAGGAAAAACAGGAGGAGGAGAGGUCAAAGGUGGAUGACCUGCGCGGGACCCCCAUGUCUGUGGGUACUCUAGAAGAAAUCAUCGAUGACAACCACGCCAUCGUUUCCACCUCAGUGGGAUCUGAGCACUACGUCAGCAUCCUGUCCUUUGUGGAUAAGGAUCUGCUGGAGCCGGGCUGCUCUGUCCUGCUCAACCACAAGGUUCAUGCUGUGAUUGGGGUGCUGAUGGAUGACACCGAUCCCUUGGUGACAGUGAUGAAAGUGGAGAAGGCCCCACAAGAAACCUACGCUGACAUUGGAGGUCUGGACAAUCAGAUCCAGGAGAUCAAGGAGUCAGUGGAGUUGCCUCUCACACAUCCAGAGUAUUAUGAAGAGAUGGGCAUCAAGCCCCCCAAAGGCGUGAUCUUGUACGGACCACCUGGUACAGGUAAGACACUGCUGGCCAAGGCUGUAGCCAAUCAGACAUCAGCCACCUUCCUGCGUGUGGUGGGCUCAGAGCUGAUCCAGAAGUACCUCGGCGACGGGCCCAAGCUGGUCCGAGAGCUCUUCAGGGUGGCGGAGGAGCACGCGCCCUCUAUCGUCUUCAUCGAUGAGAUCGAUGCCAUCGGCACCAAGAGGUAUGACUCAAACUCUGGCGGUGAAAGGGAGAUCCAGAGGACCAUGUUGGAGCUGCUCAACCAGCUGGACGGCUUUGACUCGCGGGGAGACGUUAAAGUCAUCAUGGCCACCAAUCGGAUAGAAACUCUGGACCCAGCCCUCAUCAGACCUGGGAGAAUCGACCGCAAGAUCGAGUUUCCUCUGCCGGAUGAGAAGACCAAAAGGAGAAUCUUCCAGAUCCACACCAGCCGCAUGACAGUAGCAGAUGAUGUCACCCUCGAUGACCUCAUUCUGGCUAAAGACGACCUAUCAGGAGCAGACAUUAAGGCCAUCUGCACAGAAGCAGGCCUCAUGGCUCUACGCGAGCGCCGUAUGAAAGUCACCAACGAGGACUUCAAGAAGUCCAAGGAAAACGUCCUGUAUAAGAAGCAGGAGGGCACGCCGGAGGGGCUUUACCUCUAACCUUCAAAACUUUAACUUCAUCACUCUGAACUCCCCUCCCUCCCAUCCCUCCCUCCCUUCUCUAUCUAUCGUUGUGUGAAAGAGAGGAGGCAGCAGUUGAGUUGUCUGUCUCCCCCAGAGAGAGUUUUGAUAUAUUUUGUGCACGUCAUGUCUGGCUUUAUCCCACUCUCCUGUUACCGUUAUGUGUAAAGACAAAAACAUUAAAAAAAGGACAGAAAAUAAAAGGUGUUAUUCAUCUG
Molecule: messenger RNA, 1666 nt
Organism: Acanthopagrus latus (yellowfin seabream)
Lineage: Eukaryota; Metazoa; Chordata; Actinopteri; Spariformes; Sparidae
Gene: psmc1b
Product: proteasome 26S subunit, ATPase 1b
Exons: 11
Coding region: 105-1427 (440 amino acids)
Biological process (GO): proteasome-mediated ubiquitin-dependent protein catabolic process
Cellular component (GO): proteasome regulatory particle, base subcomplex
Molecular function (GO): proteasome-activating activity; ATP binding; ATP hydrolysis activity
Source: RefSeq, a predicted model, not a curated record